AUGUAUGGGCAUGUGGAGGUCUUGGCCAGGAGGAUAAAGAAAGGGGUUGAUUCCAUUGAUGGGGUUGAAGGGUUUCUGUACCGGGUUCCGGAGACGCUGUCCUCUGAAGUAUUGGAGCAGAUGAAGGUGCCCAAGAAAGAUGGUAAUGCAGAUGAAGUGCCUGUGAUAUUGGCCGAGAGGUUGGUGGAGGCUGACGGGCUCUUAUUCGGGUUUCCGACCCGGUAUGGAUCCAUGGCUGCUCAGAUGAAAGCCUUUUUUGACUCCACAGGGCACUUGUGGACGGAGCAGAGGCUUGCAGGUGUGCCUGCUGGGUUCUUUGUGAGUACUGGCACACAAGGUGGGGGGCAAGAGACCACUGCUUGGACAGCAAUUACUCAGUUAGCACACCAUGGAAUGCUCUAUGUUCCUAUUGGUUACACAUUUGGUGCCGGAAUGUUUGAAAUGGACUCUCUUAGAGGAGGGUCUCCAUAUGGUGCUGGUGUCCUUUCUGGUGAUGGCACAAGGAAACCAAGUGAAACAGAGCUGGCUCUCGCAGAGCAUCAAGGGAAAUACAUGGCUGGAAUAGUCAAGAGGUUUGCACAGCCUUCUUUUCGUGCGCCAGGUCUUGGACUGGACUAG
Molecule: messenger RNA, 618 nt
Organism: Prunus armeniaca (apricot)
Lineage: Eukaryota; Viridiplantae; Streptophyta; Magnoliopsida; Rosales; Rosaceae
Source: the annotation of a GenBank genome assembly